AUGGCAAGAAACUGUGCGAAGGACAGAUGGGAACAUUCUAACGACAACUUAGCGCAAGAGGUAUCGGAAGAAGAUGAAGAUUUAUCAUUCUGUGAUCUACCGGUCAUUAACUGUUUGACCAAAGAAGACGACCAAUCAAGAAAAGAAGAUGCUAAUCUGGCCAUUCAAAACCAGGAAGAUCAGUUCGAUUUCAGCUCAAGGGAUGGCUCUCUUUUGAAGGAGUCAAAAAUGUGCGCGGCCGAUGAGGUUUUCUUUCAAGGCCGAAUCCUCCCGCUUCGCCUCUCAGUCAGCUCAGACACGGGCUUACCCCGUUUCCAGCAUGAAAGCCAGAAAAUUACAGGGACGUGCAUAUCAAGAUCCGAGUCCAUGGACCAUCGCUCAACGGGUGGGUUCGGUAGUAACAAUAGUAGCCGAAGCAGCAGCACUAGAAGUUACAACUCAUCAAGCAGCAAUAGCUCAAGCAGUACCAUCAGACGAACGAAUUACAAGCCAAAAUUUCAAAACACUUUCCUUACGUGCCCAAGUCCCAAACCCCAGAUCAAGGUUUCCACGACCCAACAAGGUAGCGUCGGGAUCCGGAUCCGGAACUCAUCCACGUGGGACUAUUUACGGCUGGGUUUGCUUCCUACUCCUGAGAUUGGAUUGCAAGACCUCAAGGGUCGUAGAAACAGCAGCGUUAACAAAAGUUCCGUCAGUCGUAACAGCAGUCAGGGUAGUAGUAGCAAUAGCGUCACCGCCAAAAAUAGUGCUAAGAUUAAUAGCGGGUGUCGAGGAGAAAACCAGAGAACGCCAGGAUUCUUGGAGAAAGGAAUAGGAGGAUUGCUGAAUGGUUGUAAGUGUUUGGAUGAAACAGUUUCGUCAAACGCGGUCAUCAUCAAGAGCAGUAAUGGAAAGAACAAUAGUACUAGUGAAAGUGAAACGCAUGCCAAGAAAGAAAAACUGUUGGAGGUGAAGAUGAAAAAGAAGAAAGACGAAAAGCAGCAGCAGGAGGGAAAGCAAGCCAUGUCACGCCAUCGAACGUCUGAAUGGCUAAAGGAGCUUCCGCAUGCAGUCUAUUCUCCAGAGGGUCAGACUCAUUAA
Messenger RNA from Alnus glutinosa, 1080 nucleotides. RefSeq lists its product as uncharacterized. The coding region runs from base 1 to 1080 and encodes 359 amino acids. The record is from RefSeq and is a predicted model, not a curated record. NCBI's taxonomy places the organism in Eukaryota, Viridiplantae, Streptophyta, Magnoliopsida, Fagales, Betulaceae. The transcript has a single exon.